GAAAACGGGGGUAGAAAGUAGGUUGAUUAAAAUCAAUAAAGUCAAUUAGGCAAACAUGAGCAAAGUAUGUGAACAAGCGCACGCCAACGAAUGAAGCUGAAGCUAAUGGGAAAUGACGCAGUGUUCAACACACACAGAUGGAGUCUUUGACUAUAAGACUUAAUCUGAUCCAUCUGGUCAGAAUGUGUAAUUAACUUUAGUACAGCCUUGAUGUGGGAGUGCAUAAAAAGCCCUACAUGCAGUCUUAACCGACAGAAGACAGAGUUGGGGAAACUGCAAAAAGAUGAAGCGCUUCCUGUUUUGUUUGCUGCUGAUGGUGCCAUUAUCAGUCAUGGGAGUACAAGGCCAAAUAAAAGCUCAAAGACGACAUGUGUUGAUCUUUCUAAAUGAGGCAUUUGGAGCAACUACUGAACGAGCCACACCAGCCAAAGUCACAGCAAAGAGGAGCCCUGAUAAACCACUAAGAGACCAAGAUUCCAAUGAUUUGUCUGAGAUGCAAUCAGUGGAGAGUUUUGUCACCCCUGGAUAUCCAGGACCUGAUCAAAGUGGAAGUGAAAGCAAAGAAACAUCUAAAGACCAUGACAGUUACGAAAUUGUGGAUGCCAAAGCUGGAGCAGACGCGCCAUCAAGGAGGAAAACACGAACAGGCACAGACAAGACGCAGCAGCUGGAUGAGACCAGCAGGCAUGUUCAGGGUAGGAGCCAGGAGCAGAUCAUUGGUCAAGGCAAGCAACAGGGAAGCGGAGGACAGACUGAUCCGGACAGUGAAGAGGGAACGGCGGUGAGGUCUGGCAGAGCCACGCAAAGCACAAGUGUCCAAAUCCAGGGGGACAGGGUGGAUGCAGAAAAAAGCACGGAGACGUCUUGGGAAAGCGCAGAGGUCAGCGAUGGGAAACUGGCUGUGGUGCACAAUAGUAAAGAAACCAGAGAAUACAUCAGCUCUGAAACCUAUCCCUUUGAUCCCAGCAGAUUGUCUGCUCCAGUCAAGUCUAGAUCAAGAGCUACUUCCUCUGACUGAGUCAGGAGCCACCAGGUAUUGACUCAUUCACAGCAGACAAGAUGCUGCAAAAUACAGCUGCCGCUGGGAAUUUUUUUAAACCUCCAAAUAGAAGCAUUGUGUCCAUGUUUUUUGAUAUUCUGAUCAUGUGAAGACAUAGAAUAAAAAUAAAAAUAUUUUGUUUGAGUCUUAUGUUGGCUGUAAAGCAAUAAUAGGCAGCUUGCAAUGAAUGUGGAUGUAAGAAAAAUAUAAUCAAAUAAACAAAAUGAAAGCC
Poecilia reticulata (guppy) is the source of this 1271-nucleotide messenger RNA. RefSeq lists its product as uncharacterized. The record is from RefSeq and is a predicted model, not a curated record. NCBI's taxonomy places the organism in Eukaryota, Metazoa, Chordata, Actinopteri, Cyprinodontiformes, Poeciliidae.